CCGGAAGGAAAACAAUCGGGCGAGAGUAAGCUAGCCGGGACCUGCUGCCGGAGGGAGGUGGAUCGGGCCAGGAGCGGCGGGGGCGGGGAGGCGCGAGCCGGCCGGGCCGCGGCGUGGGGACGAUGGCGGCCGUGAACCCACGGAAGCCGACUGAGCCGAGAGGCAAGACGCUCAGCAUACAUGUGGUGACGUGGAACGUGGCCUCUGCAGCACCUCCUCUAGACCUCAGCGAUCUUCUUCAGCUGAACAAAGACAACCUGAAUCUGGACAUCUACGUCAUUGGUUUGCAGGAAAUGAACUGUGGGAUCCUGAGCCUCCUCUCUGACACUGCCUUUGAAGACCCAUGGAGCAGUUUCUUCAUGGAUGUGCUUUCCCCUCUGAGCUUCGUCAAGGUCUCCAGUGUCCGCAUGCAGGGGCUCCUCUUGCUAUUCUUUGCCAAGCAUCAGCAUUUGCCCUUUGUCCAGAUCCUCUCUACUAAAUCCACCCCCACUGGCCUCUUCGGGUACUGGGGGAACAAAGGGGGCGUCACCAUAUGCCUGAAGCUUUAUGGCUACUAUGUCAGCAUCAUCAACUGCCACCUGCCCCCCCACAUGGCCAACAAUGACCAGCGGCUAGAGCACUUUGACUGGAUCCUGGAGAUGCAAAAUUUUGAGGGACAGGAUAUCCCCAACAUCCUGGAGCAUGACCUCAUUCUCUGGUUUGGAGACAUGAACUUUCGGAUCGAUGACUUUGGGCUGCAUUUUGUCCGGGAAUCCAUAAAAAAUCAGUGCUACAGUGAUCUGUGGGAGAAGGAUCAGCUCAGCAUUGCCAAGAGACAUGAUCCACUGCUCCGGGAAUUCCAGGAGGGCCCCCUGCUCUUCCCACCCACCUACAAGUUUGAUAAGAACUCCAACAACUAUGACACCAGUGAGAAAAAACGCAAGCCUGCAUGGACCGACCGCAUCCUGUGGAGGUUGAAGCGGCAGCCCCAGGCCAACCCCCACACCCAGAGGCUGCCAGCCCCCCACUUCUGCCUGUCGCUGAGGAGCUAUGUCAGCCACAUGAUGUACUGCAUCAGUGACCAUAAGCCGGUCACCAGCACCUUUGACUUGGAGCUGAAGCCAUUGGUGUCUGCCCCACUGAUCACCCUGAUACCCGAGAGGCUGUGGACCAUGGAGAACGACAUGUUGAUCAGCUACUCCUUGACGCCAGACUUUCUCAGCAGCCCCUGGGACUGGAUUGGACUAUACAAGGUGGGGCUGCGCCACAUUAAUGACUACGUGUCCUAUGUCUGGGUCAGGGACAACCAGGUCUCCUUCAGCGAUGGGCUGAGCCAGGUAUACUUCAAUACCAGCAAUAUCCCCGAGACUGAGGACCAGUUUCUCCUCUGUUACUAUAGCAACAGUCUACAUUCUGUGGUGGGGAUAAGCAAACCCUUCAAGAUCCAGCCUGGCUCCUUCUUAGCGGAGGACCCACUGGGGGAAGCCCAACCACACAUCUGAGCCCGGAUGAGAGUGGAUCCAGGGUGGAGGCCAGAGCUGGUCUGCCCAUACCGCCCGCAGCGCUGGGGGCCCAGCCCAGCCCCCAGAGGAGGCAGCAGGUAUCCUCCGUCUCCCAGGGGGAGCUCUAGCCACACUCCUUUGCUCUCUCCGGUCCAGAUCUCUAGAAUUGGCCACUUAAAUACAGGUUUUUGUUGCUGAGAUAUGAGUGAAACCAGCUAGUUUGUCAACAGUGAAGACCUGGGACAAUCCACUGGAUGUGGGAAGGACCCUCCAGCUUGUACCUUGUUUCUUGAUUUUCCCCCCACACACUCCCAGUCCCGCCCAAGCAGGCCUGCCAGGCACAUGCCCCAUCUGGCACAGGCCUGCAUUCUUGUCACGCCAUCCUGGGCUUCAGGCUGCCUGGGAGGGGGGAGAAGCUCGCAUCUGCACAGGCCCCAUAGGCCGGUUGGCACAAGCAGCCCUGGGUUCCGGGAGUCUUGGCAUCUCAUUGCCUCUCCCCCUGGGGGAUGGGCAGAAGGUGUGGGAUCCCUGCUUGUAGCAAAAGCAAUUAGACUAAGUGGGCAGGAUGGAGGGGCCCCUCUACCCAGGCUCUUAUUUAGGUCCUGUGGGCAGGAUGAUGAGUGUCCUGCCGGCACCCCUGCCCCCAUGGAGUCUGACCCAGGAAGUUCCGGGGCUGGUGGGUCAGGCUCCAUGCCCUAACCUGCCCUCUUGUGAAGGGUUGGCAGGUGGUAGAGGAACUGUGGCCACAGACUUUUCCAGGGUGUUUCUUGCCCAGUCAAGCUCAUCUGCUCCUACCCUUGCCUGCAGUCACUGGCCAGAAACCUGCCCUCUCUCUAGACUGGCCCUAGCACCUAGAAGUGGAGGCAGGCAGAGAAGAGAGCCUAAAUCUAGACGUUUUGCGGAAUCUGGCCUUGAGGGCCUUCAGAGAACAUUCUCUAGGUGCUGUGUGGGCCCUCAGUCCCACUCCCGCCACUUGCCUCCAGCCACCGGUGAUUCAACGGCCCUUCUCCCAGGAGAAGACACCUCAGGGAACCUGCUCUGUGAUUGUCACGCCCAUCCUAUGACCUGAGACUGAGGGACACUCCAGUCACUCUAUGAUCCAUACUCCACCCUGGGAGCCGUGUGUACCAUCAAGAAUUGUCCCCCUGGCUUCUAGUGGCCCGUGGCUGUGUUCUUUGUCUGUUGUAUGGGGGGGGGGGAUAAUUAGAAACAUGGCUUUUA
Leptonychotes weddellii (Weddell seal) is the source of this 2702-nucleotide messenger RNA. It is a transcript of the gene INPP5K, whose product is annotated as inositol polyphosphate-5-phosphatase K. The record is from RefSeq and is a predicted model, not a curated record. Lineage: Eukaryota; Metazoa; Chordata; Mammalia; Carnivora; Phocidae. Gene Ontology annotation, cellular component: cytoplasm; endoplasmic reticulum; plasma membrane. Gene Ontology annotation, molecular function: inositol bisphosphate phosphatase activity; phosphatidylinositol-3,4,5-trisphosphate 5-phosphatase activity; phosphatidylinositol-4,5-bisphosphate 5-phosphatase activity. Gene Ontology annotation, biological process: negative regulation of peptidyl-serine phosphorylation; phosphatidylinositol dephosphorylation; negative regulation of phosphatidylinositol 3-kinase/protein kinase B signal transduction.